AUGGUGUCAUCCCAUUCUCACGGACCUGGUACUCAAAGUUACAGUCUAAAUUCUACCAUGAAACGCAGUAACGAUUAUGGAAAUCAAAGUCAUGAUAAUAUUAAAAAACCACGUUUUGGUCAAAGCUAUAAUAGCGGUUAUUCUUUAACAGGAGCAGCAAUGAUGAUGGCCACACCUUCUUAUUCUCAAGGUACAGCAGGUUAUCAUCCUGUAGGUGGUCACUUUGCCAGUAUGGGUGGUUAUCAUCAAGCAGCUUCACAAUAUGCUACAGCUAUGAACCAAUAUAAUACUACUAGCGUUAGUAGUAUGGUUCCCCAGUUUACUGGGGCCUUCUCAACAAGUCAAUUCCCAAGUUCUUAUCAACAAACUGCUGUUAAUAGUUCUGCUACAAAUGCUACUGGUCGUACUGUAUAUCUUGGAAACGUACCAGCAGACACACAAAUGGAUGAAAUUAUAAAUCAUAUUAAGAUUGGUCCAAUAGAAUCUAUUAGAGUUUUUCCAGAUAAAAAUUGUACAUUUAUUUCUUUCAUGGAUGGCGCAGCUGCUAUGGCAUUUUACCAAGAAGCAACUAAUCGUAAAAUUAUGAUUCACAAUCAAGAACUUAAAGUUGGUUGGGGUAAGCCUUCACCUAUACCAGUUAAUGUUCAAGUCGCUGUUAGCACACAAAAUGCUUCACGCAAUGUUUAUCUAGGAAAUUUGGACGACACAUUUACCGAGUCUAUCUUACGUGAAGACUUGGGUAAAUUUGGAACCAUCGACACAGUGAAAAUUGUCAAAGACAAAAAUAUUGGAUUUGUUCAUUUCUUGAGUAUUGCAAGUGCUAUGAAGGCAGUUCAAUCGUUACCGACAGAUCCUAAAUAUGCGAACAAAAAAGUAAAUUAUGGUAAAGAUAGAUGUGUUCAAAAAAACAUGCAAAAUGGCAACACUGCUACUCAAUAUUCAUCGUUUCCAGGAGCUUCUAUGAAUUUCCAAGGUUUUGCAGGUGCGACAGCAAUAGGUUAUGGUGGAUCAGCUUUUGACCCUUAUCAUACUGGUAUGGCAACUGGAAGCAGUCAAAUGGAAAAUGGAACGGAAAUGCGUAGCCCAACCAGUCCACUUUUCUCGUCUGCUUCGUCCGCUACAGGUAGCGCCAAUUCUAGCUCCAAUGUUGGAAAUCGUACAAUCUAUCUUGGUAAUAUUCAUCCCGAUACUACAUGUGAAGAAAUUUGCAAUGUUAUUCGUGGCGGUAUUCUUCAACAAAUCAGAUAUAUGCCAGAAAAACAUAUAGCAUUUAUCACUUUUAUUGAUCCAAAUUCUGCCAGUAGUUUUAUGUAUUUAGCACAACAAGUAGGUGUGGUGAUCAAGAAUAGAAGACUUAAGAUUGGUUGGGGGAAAAAUUUGGGACCGUUACCUGGUCACAUUCAAAUAGCAGUAACAACUCAAAGUGCUUCUCGUAAUGUUUAUGUUGGGCAAAUUGAUGAGAAUAUGACCGAAGAAAAGCUUCGUAGAGAUUUUCAAGAAUAUGGUGAGAUAGAAUUGGUCAAUAUUCUCAAAGAAAAAAAUUGUGGAUUCAUCAACUUUACUUCCAUUGCUUCAGCCAUCAAAGCAAUUGAAGGCAUUAAAAGCAAAGACGAGUACAAAAAAUAUCGCAUCAAUUAUGGAAAAGACCGUUGUGGUAAUCCACCAAGAGGAAUUACAAUGAAUAAUAUGGGUAUUUCAAGUGGCAAGACUAAAGGACGUAAUAAUGGUGAAUCUGAUGCUAGGGUUCUUCACGCAGGUGAUAAUUCUGAAUCAGGAAAUAUUGAUGGAGUAGAAGAUGACGUUCUAGAAGGUGAAGAAGAAUAA
This is a messenger RNA of Entrophospora sp. SA101, 1824 nucleotides long. The record is from the annotation of a GenBank genome assembly. NCBI's taxonomy places the organism in Eukaryota, Fungi, Glomeromycota, Glomeromycetes, Entrophosporales, Entrophosporaceae.